This is a messenger RNA of Diplodia corticola, 2523 nucleotides long. Its product is annotated as glycoside hydrolase family 55 protein. The record is from RefSeq and is a predicted model, not a curated record. Lineage: Eukaryota; Fungi; Ascomycota; Dothideomycetes; Botryosphaeriales; Botryosphaeriaceae. Gene Ontology annotation, molecular function: polygalacturonase activity. The coding region runs from base 1 to 2523 and encodes 840 amino acids. The transcript is spliced from 5 exons.
AUGCGUGGCGCAUCCAAUCUUUUUAGGCUUUCGCUGGCAUGCCUCGUCCUGCUGAGCAGCGCCGUCGGCGCGCAGGGCCCCCACUACAAGAUCGCCGAGGUGCAGGACAUGGUCGAUGGCAUGCUUGACCAGUUCAAGCAGUAUGCGACCUUCCAAGGAGCCAACAAGGCCCCGCUGGCCAUGGAUCCGCACGCCGACACCCCAACGAGUCCGAACGCCUCCACCCUUGUCCACAAGCGGGCGACGACGCCCUACUGUGCGCCCUACUGGCUGGAGGGCAUCACCCACCGAGGCAAGGCCGCCUUCAACACCAACUCGACGUAUGCCGUGUUCCGAAACGUCAAGAGCUACGGGGCCAAAGGCGACGGCGUCACCGACGACACUGCUGCCAUCAACCGCGCCAUGAAAGAUGGCGGCCGCUGCGCUCCCGGCGUCUGCUCAUCGAGCACCACGACGCCUGCUGUCGUCUACUUCCCCCAGGGCACCUACCUUGUCUCCUCGUCCAUCGUGGACUACUACAACACCAUGAUCAUCGGCAACCCCAACUGCCUUCCCACGCUCAAGGCCACCCCCAACUUCUCGGGCUUCGGCGUCAUCGACGGCAACCAGUACCAGUCGGGCGGCGCGCUCGGCUGGGGCGCCACCAAUGUGUUCUUCGCCCAGGUCCGCAACCUGAUCAUCGACCUGACGGCCAUCCCCGCCUCGUCGAGCGCAACCGGCAUCCACUGGCCCGUUUCCCAAGCCACCAGUCUGCAGAACAUCGUCUUCAAGAUGUCCGAUGCCGCUGGCACCCAGCACCAGGGCAUCUUCAUCGAAUCAGGCUCCGGCGGCUUUGCCAACGACCUGGUCUUCUACGGCGGCCUCAACGGCGCCGUCUUCGGCAACCAGCAGUUCACCAUGCGCAACCUGACCUUCUACAACGCCGUGACGGCCAUCAACCAGAUCUGGUCGUGGGGCUGGACCUACAAGAGCCUGUCCAUCUCCAACUGCACCACCGGCAUUGCCAUGAACGGCGGCGGCCGCACUGCCCAGACCGUCGGCUCCGUCACCAUCCUCGACAGCUCCAUCACCAACACCCCCGUCGGCAUCCUCACCGCCCACGACUCCUCGUCGUCGCCCGCCACCGCCGGCAGCCUGGUCCUGGAAAACAUCGCCAUCAACAACGUCCGCACCAUCGUCCAGGGCCCCAGCACCGCCUCCCCCGUCGUGCUCGCCGGCACCACCGGCCGCACCACCGUCGCCACCUGGGCCCAGGGCCACAGCUACACGCCCAGCGGGCCCACCAACAGCAUCGCCGCCUUCGCCGGCACAGCCCGGCCCUCGACCCUCGUCGCCUCCUCGGGCACGGCGUACUACGAGCGCUCCAAGCCCACAUACGGCAGCGUGACGCUCUCCAAGACGCUCUCUGCGCGCAUCAUGGGCGCCGCGGGCGACGGCCGCACCGACGACACGGCCGCGCUGCAGUCGGCCAUCAACUACGCCGUCAAGUACGACGCGCUGCUCGUCGUCGACGCCGGCACCUACAAGAUCAGCCGCACGCUCUACUUCCCGCCCGGCCUGCGCCUCGUCGGCGAGGCCUUCCCCGUGCUCAUGGCCGCGGGCAGCUUCUGGGGCGACGUCGCCAAACCCCAGCCCGUGGUGCAGGUCGGCAACGUCAGCGGCCAAAAGGGCGCCGUCGAGUGGAGCGACAUGAUCGUGUCGACGCAGGGCGCGGCGCCCGGCGCGCUGCUGAUCCAAUGGAACCUCGCCGCGCCGGCAGGCACGCCCAGCGGCAUGUGGGACGUGCACACGCGGGUGGGCGGCUUCGCGGGCAGCAACCUGUCGUACGCCGACUGCGCGGCGACGCCGGGCGUGGCGACGGUCAAGGCGGCGUGCGUCGCGGCGUACGCGAGCAUGCACGUCACCAAGGCGGCCGCCGGGCUGUACGCCGAGAACGUGUGGCUGUGGGUCGCCGACCACGACGCCGACGACGCCGCGCUGCGGCAGAUCACGGUGCACGCGGGCAGGGGGUUGCUGGUCGAGAGUACGGCUGGCCCCGUGUGGCUGGUCGGCACCGCCGUCGAGCACCACGCCAAGUACCAGUACCAGUUCCGCGGCGCCGCCAACGUCUUCGCCGGCCAGAUCCAGACCGAGACGGCCUACUACCAGCCGACCCCCGACGCCGGCAAUGCCGUGUUCCCCGUCAAUACGACCAUGGGGGACCCCGUCUUCACGACGGCGACGACGUAUAACGGGGAUAACAAGAGCGGGUGGGGGCUGAGGAUCGUGGACAGCAGCGUGUUGGUGUAUGGGGCGGGGUUGUAUAGUUUCUUCAACGAUUACAGCACUUCUUGCUCCAAUGCACCCGGCGGCCAGUGUCAGACGCGCAUCAUGAGCGUCGAGGGCAACAGUUACGUCUCGCUCUUCAACCUCAACACCGUCGGCGCCAAGAACAUGAUUUCCCGCGACGGUGUCCAGGUCGCUAACUAUGCCGACAACCUCAACGUCUAUCCCGACACUGUUGCUGUGUACCGGAGCCGUUGA